Messenger RNA from Capsicum annuum, 1185 nucleotides. RefSeq lists its product as uncharacterized. The coding region runs from base 1 to 897 and encodes 298 amino acids. The record is from RefSeq and is a predicted model, not a curated record. The transcript is spliced from 7 exons. Lineage: Eukaryota; Viridiplantae; Streptophyta; Magnoliopsida; Solanales; Solanaceae.
AUGCCACUGUUUAGUUUUACUUCUCUUAAGAGAGAAACAUUAUUUUUAAGAAUUGGUAAAGAGUUGGUCGUUUUGCUGGCGAUAAGUGGUGCUGAAAGGGGUGAUACUGGAGAAAUGGGGACGACGAUUGUUGGUUGCCGAUUUUGGCAUUUCCAAAUGGUUUUCCGCGAUAGUUUCACCGUUGGUGGGUGGAUCCGGUGGGGAAAAGUGGAUUUUGGGUUUGGGUUGGCCGAAUCCGGUGAGGGACGGAUGAUUCCGGCAAAAAAUUUGCCGGAAAACUUAAAAUCUAUUUGCGUCAACUUAACCCACAAUGAUUACAUCAAAACUUUUUUUGAUGUUGCCCGUUGUGUUGAACUUAAAGAUGAGCGGCUUGGUGCUGCUAAAGCUUUUUUUAAUGCCUUUAUGGCAGAAUCAAGUGGGGCUAUACAGACUAAAAGCUUCUUUUCUUGGUAUUCGUAUAUUCCAACAGGAAAUCUUCCUAUAUCUCUUGUAUUUGUCUCUGUGUUUCUAGUGUUAUUUCCCCAAAUUGUCCUUUUGUGUUUCAAAUUUUGGGGUCUUCAUUUUAACUAUUCUUCCCUUUUAUACCGUAUACUUCUUCUCUCUUAUUUGAAUCAAGAUCAAGAUCACAAAGGUUGUUCUAUCAACGUUUGGUGGAUUCUCUUUCCUGUCGUUGCUUCAGCUGUUUCUACAUUUGUGAUGGUAAAUUGGCAAUGCACUCUUCGGCCUGCAACAUUAAGCAGUCACUCAACUAUGCAAGCAGUCACUCAACUAUGUAUCAAUUCAAAAUUACCAAGAAUCACUCUGGCUGCUGCGACUAUACCUCCGAGAAGGCUAUCUAUUCAAUCUAAGUGUCAUCCCUGCCUCCAGAGCUGUAGGCACUAUAACUCCUAUUUUUGAGGCUAGAGCAAUGAGAUUCGUGAUCAACCAGGGAAAAAUUAAUACACCACAUUCAGCCUUUUGAAAAUCAUCAAAUGGAAGGGAGGUCAAUCAUCUAUUCUCUGUAUUCUAUUGUUAAAGCACGGAUGCAACUUUGCUGCCAACAACUAUAUGAAUUCACAUUUUAGCUUUGAUACUUUUGUAGCAACAAAUGUUGCAUGAAUAUAAUACUUUUAGAAUAUAUACAAUUGACAAUUUAAUCUUUUGUUCCACAUAAUAUGAAGCAUAACGUUACUGCUUUCUUUACCA